AUGGCCACGAAGCAGCUACUGUCAUUGGAGGACGAGAUGGCUUUGCUACCUGGCAAAGGCCGUUGUGGGGAGCUUUCACCCACUUGCGAAAGGCCUCGCGUUCGUGCAUUCUGGGAGCUUUGUUGCAGCGUUUGUGUGGAUUCUGCCUGCUCACUAAGCCAAACUUUGAUUCAGAUGGCACAGGAGGUAUGGCAUGAGCUACUAGGCGGCCCCUGCGAGUCGGCCUUUUUGGCCGCUGCAGUCGUUUUACUUCAAAGCUCCACCUUAGCCUUUGGCGAUGGAGGCUUGCCGUUCUUGAAGAGCUACCUGAAGAGCGAGCUAACCUGGUCCGAUACUUUUGGCGCCGGUCAGCUUCCACAGCUCCAUCCAUUUCCCUUCGCAGCGGAGUUCUUGGUCCUCUAUCAGAACUUUGUACCUCUCUCCAUGGUACCAAGCUGUGAGCAGACAGACAGCGUUGAGCUCUUCAGAGUUGCUUGCAGCAGUGCUGAUGGCUACACCAAAGGAUUGUGGCAGCCGAACUGCUCUCAGGAUCUUCACUGGGACCGCGCGAUUUUGCUGCCACAAGCAGAACUGAAGAAGGCAAGCUGCUUUACAGAGGCGGAUGAUCAGACACUCGCCCUACGGUGUCGGAGCCGGAGGUUUGACUCCUUGCUCCUUGCUCAAAAGGAGCAGGCCAGAAAGGCAUUUGAAUGGAGAUGUCCAUCUCAGUCCUCUGGAAGCAGAAACAAGUACUCGGAGCAAUCGUUCCGAAAUUGCGCUGCGGGAUUCGGCUCCUGGGGUAGACGCAUCGAAUCUCAUUUAAAGUGCGUAGCAGUACAAGUUGCAGAGACUCUUCAGCUUAGGCCAGAGGAGUCAGUCCUUGAUUGGGGUAGUGGUUGUGGAUGGGCGCUGACCUGGAUGUCUGCCCUCUAUGGCAUCCGAGGGUAUGGCAUCGAGGCCACAUCGCAGAACAUUGCCUGGGCCCGGCGCUUCUCAUCAGGUCAGUACUGUUUGUAUGGCGGCCUGGACUUAGGUUGGGUGUCAGAUGAGUCCUUUGAUGCAGUGAUCUCGUACUGGGUGCUCUAUCACCACAACGCGACAUCCCAGUGCCAUGUAGUGCGACAACUCGUCCGAAAGCUGAGACCAGGUGGCCGUGCCUGGUUUGGUGGGAACAUCCCAAGCCAAGCCAUCAACAUUCUUUCUGAGCCUUUCAGGAGAAGAGACUGGAUGCGGUGCUUGCUCCCAGCCCGAGUGGGCGGAGUGCCGGUUUCUUUGGACUUCCUGCCGGAUGCGACAUUGUUCCGCAACAGCUUGAACCACUUGGGGCAAGAAGCAGGCGACUACCUUCAUUUCCAUCCGACCUAUUCUGUGGUGAUACGUAGGAUGUAG
Messenger RNA from Durusdinium trenchii, 1368 nucleotides. Lineage: Eukaryota; Dinophyceae; Suessiales; Symbiodiniaceae. The record is from the annotation of a GenBank genome assembly.